Molecule: messenger RNA, 1994 nt
Organism: Centrocercus urophasianus (Greater sage-grouse)
Lineage: Eukaryota; Metazoa; Chordata; Aves; Galliformes; Phasianidae
Gene: METTL25
Product: methyltransferase like 25
Exons: 12
Coding region: 1-1803 (600 amino acids)
Source: RefSeq, a predicted model, not a curated record
AUGCGGCGGGCGCGGGGCGCUCUGCCGGCCCAGCUGCCGGCGGCGGAGGCGGAGGAGGGGCUGCGGCGCCUGGCGCGGUUCCUGGCGCGCGCGUUGCCGCUGUGCCGCGCCCACACGACGGAGUUCUACGCGCGCGGGCUGUGGGAGCAGCUGGUGGCGGCGCGCCCCGAGGUUGUGCUGCAGGCGCUGCGGCGCCCCCUGCCGGAGGCCUCCGGCGCCGCGGCCGUGCGGUGGGAUGACAACACAUUUUCUGACGUGUUUUGUGAAAACUCCAAGAAACUUAUCAAUGUACACUUAUUUGCCCUCGCUGCCAAGCAUUAUUCUUUGCCUAACCUUGGAGUGUGUACCCCAUUAGAAGAGAUACUUGAAGCGCUGAGAGGAGACAGCCAAGAAGCAAGUGGUAUCAAAACUGAUGAGUUUAUGAAUAAUAAGAAAUCGCAUGAAGUACAAGCAAUGUCAGAGCUGGUAGACAAAAUAGCAAAGUACUGUGGUUUAAAGCAGGUGAUUGAUAUAGGUUCUGGAAAGGGCUACCUGAGUUCAUUUUUGUCUAUGCAAUAUAACUUGAAAGUUUAUGGAAUCGAUUCAUCGAAAACCAAUACUAACGGCGCUCAUGAAAGGAACAGGAAAUUGAAGAAACACUGGAAAACUUAUCAGAGUCGAGCAAGAGUCAAUUCUGAGACCCAGAGGUUGGAAAAGCCAAUAAAAAAUGAAGUUAAAUGUAAAGCUAUCAAUGAAAAGCCCUUAAGUAAUAACAGCAGUCUUCAAAGUCAAGACCAAGGGACUACCCAAGACUUAGUUCCUUCUUGUGUUUUCACAGAAGUAGCUGUAUCUGAGACCAGCAAACAAACUGAGAUCAAUUUGGCUCAGGCACAGUCUGAUGAGAGCAAGCUUUCCGAAGAGGCUCUUGCUGUUCUCAGUGUUCUGCCUGCUGAUGCUGUAGAAUUUUUUUCUUCAUCCCCCUGUAACUAUGGGGAAGUCCGUGAAGAGGAAAAAGCACGAAGAAAAAUGGCUUUUAUGAAGGCAAAAGAGAGCAAGUCAAGUGAAUCAAGCCUUUAUUUUCCAUUGACCUCCUACAUCAGCGCAGAAACAGAACUCAGUGACAUCAUAACAGAUUUAGAGGACUGUAUAAUGGUUGGUCUGCAUACAUGUGGUGACCUUGCUGCAAACACACUACGAAUUUUUACUGCCAAGCCUGAAAUCAAAGCAGUUUGCAGUGUAGGCUGCUGCUACCAUCUGUUGACAGAACAGUAUGAAAACCAAGAAGAUUGCACAGAGGAAGUGUGGGGAUUUCCCAUGUGUCAGUACUUGAGGGACGAGGGCUGGUGCUGCGGUCGCAAUGCUAGAAUGUCAGCGUGCUUGGCUUUGGAGCGAGUUGCAGUUGGCCAAAUGCUGCCUACAGAGUCGUUGUUUUAUCGAGCUGUUCUUCAGGUUAUUAUAGAAGAAAUUUAUGGUGUCACCAAAAGUGAUCGACAUGUUGGAAAAAUUUUCUCCAAAUCAUCCUCCUUCUUAGAUUAUGUCAGGAAGUCUCUGAAAAAACUGGAACUGGAUGAUUCAAAGCUCCCAGACAGCUGUAUAAUGGAUUACUAUGAAAAAUACAAGCACAGAAUGAAUGAGCUUGAAGCAUUUAAUAUGCUAAAGGUUGUGCUAGCUCCCUGCAUAGAAGUUUUGAUACUUCUGGAUCGUCUUUGCUACCUCAAGGAGCAGAACAACAUUGCCUGGUCAGGACUUGUGAAGUUAUUUGAUCCUGUGAAAUCCCCCAGAUGCUGUGCAGUUAUUGCUCUGAAGAAACAGUCGUGUCUUUAAGUGGAAGCAAACUGCAGAUGGGUUGAAAGCGCUGAACUGAUACUGCUGUUUCCUCAUUGUUCUUUUUAAUUGAUUCCUCAAGUAUACUGAUACAUUUGGCAACUAUUUACUUUUCAGAUGCAAAAAUAAUAAAUGCAAUGCCUCUGUGAAUCGUAAGAAAUAAAUUGUGAUCCGCACCUCUUUUAUAAUCA